This is a messenger RNA of Silurus meridionalis, 6352 nucleotides long. Its product is annotated as pleckstrin homology domain-containing family G member 1. The transcript has 20 exons. Gene Ontology annotation, molecular function: guanyl-nucleotide exchange factor activity. The record is from RefSeq and is a predicted model, not a curated record. NCBI's taxonomy places the organism in Eukaryota, Metazoa, Chordata, Actinopteri, Siluriformes, Siluridae. The coding region runs from base 636 to 5630 and encodes 1664 amino acids.
CACACCGGGGGCAGACACACGCACGCGGUGCAGGUUGACGUUAAAUGGUCACGUGACCCGAAACAAAACAAAAAAACCCCCCACCUGGAAUCAGAAGAAAACUAAACAGUGUUCUGGUGUAAAGUGUGUGAGCUGAAACCCCUUCCUCCCUUACCCCUCUACCUCUGCCCCUGCCUCUACCUUUACCUUUACUUCUACCUCUGCCCCUGCAGUCAGGGUAAAAGCGAGAGUACACACACACACACACACACACACACACGCGCGCGCGCGGGGGCACGAGGACAGCGGCGAGGGAUAUUUGAAGCGCGAGACAACCGGACACAGCGAGCGGACAACAAACACUGACUAAAUAACAUCGCGAGACAGCCGGAAGUGGAGGACAGAAUCCAGAGGAAAACCGCCAGUGUCUUAAAGUGUGUAGAAGUCAUGACCUUUCAGCUGACCAUCACUAGGGGUCCUGCUGGAACGAUUGAUGGUUUAAGAUGAUCUCUGUGGGAAACGCCAGACAGUGAGAAGAGUUCCUGUUGCCCCCUGAUGUCUUACCCCCACUGCCGGAGGUCCCCAUUUUCAAAGGGGCGGUGCUAAGCCGAGGGGCCUUCCGAAACCCCACCCUCCAUCACUGCUCCUCCCACAGCAUGGAUUCUGCCCAGUGCAACGACCGGCCGAUCAGCUACACCUCCACCUCCUCUUCUGCCUCCUCAUCACGGGACAGCCACUGCUCAGCCGUGUUAGGCUCCGUCUCUGAGCGGGACCAGGACUCUGGGGCCAUCCGACUAGAACUCAUCCCCACCCGACAGCUGGAGGAGGUGGAGCCAACUGCUCCAGCCAAUCAGUAUGAUGAGCGUAAAGUGGCUUACGUGGACCAUGUGGUACAGGAGAUUCUGGAAACAGAGAGGACCUAUGUCCAGGACCUGAAGAGCAUCGUCCAGGAUUAUUUGGAGUGUAUCAGUAAUCAGGCUCGGCCCAUGUUGGGGUUGGAGGACAGGAAUUCACUGUUUGGAAACAUUCGGGAAAUUUACUGUUUCAAUAGGGAUCUCCUGCAUGAUUUGGAAAAGUGUAAUGCAGACCCGGUGGCCAUCGCUCAGUGCUUUGUAGCAAAGAGUGAAGAAUUUCAUAUUUAUACACAGUACUGCACUAAUUACCCAAGGUCUGUAGCUGUCCUCAGUGAGUGUAUGAGGAAUAAAGUGGUGGCGAAGUUUCUGCGUGAGCGUCAGGAGUGUGUAAAACACUCACUGCCUCUCGGCUCGUUCCUGCUCAAACCUGUACAGAGGAUUCUCAAGUACCACCUGCUGCUGCAUGAAAUUGCCACACACCUGGAGAAGGACUCACAGAGACAUGGUGUGGUUCAGGAGGCCAUCGACACCAUGCAGAGAGUCGCCUGGCACAUCAACGACAUGAAGAGGAAACAUGAGAACACUGUCAGGCUGCAGGAGAUCCAAAGUUUGUUGACAAACUGGCAGGGUCCUGAUCUGAUUGGUUAUGGUGAGCUGGUUCUGGAGGGAACGUUUCGAGUCCAGAGGGUGAAGAACGAGAGAACUUUCUUCCUCUUCGACAAACUUCUCCUCAUCACCAAGAAACGGGAGGAGACAUAUGCCUACAAAGCACACAUACUGUGCUGUAACUUGAUGCUGGUGGAGGUCAUUCCCAAGGAACCACUGAGCUUCAGCGUGUUCCACUAUAAGAACCCCAAACUGCAGCACACAGUGCAGGCCAAGUCCCAGCAAGACAAGCGAACAUGGAUCCAACACCUGAAGAGGCUCAUUCUGGAGAACCAUCCAGCAAAAAUCCCAGCCAAGGCCAAGCAGGCAAUUCUGGAAAUGGAUGUGCACCAGUGUAGCCCUGAGGGCCAGAACAGAAACAACCUGAAGGAAGGGCCAUCCCCCAGAAGAGCACGCAGGAAGACUGAACCCUUGUCCAAACUGCUCAAAAACAAACAUGCAAUAUCCAGUCCAGAUAUACAGAAGCGAAGCAGUUUUGGUGCAACACUUCUGUCUCCUGUUGUUCACCUGGGCACUAUUGGCCGAUCGCGCAGCCUUGUUAGCCAAUCGCAGGAGUCCCUGGACCCUGGUGAUCACGGUGACCACAGUGACAUAGAUGAGGGUUUACAUCCACAGGAUGCUGAUGAUGAAGAUGAAAGUGGAAUGGGCUCUGGAGGAAAGCUACGUGUACCUGGAAAGAGCAGCAGGAAAAGGCUAAAUGCCCAGGUGUCAGUGGACAGCAUCGACCACUGGAAGAAUCACAGUCUGGACCAUAUUGAUCUACAGACGGCCAAAGAGUCUCUGCAGAAAGAGACGGUGCACACCCCCAUCUUAAGGGUGACCUGUCCUCCUGAAACAAGGGCUGAUCACUUCUCCCAGUUUCUGGGCACAAGCAGUGGACAUUCUGUUCCAAACAUAUGGGCAGAUCACAGAGUGCGUCGAGCCAUGUUUCCUACUCGUCAAAAGACUGUCCAAAUCGAUGACGAUGAAGACAUUUAUCAGAUGUUUGUGCCCACUGAGAACGAUACAAGUGGGCAUGAUAUUGAAAGCGAUCAUGAUGCGGUUGAUGAUCAUCCUGGACGUCCGUGUAGCUGGCAUGUUGAACAGACAAAGUCGGGGCAGUUAGACCUUCCAGCCAAUAGGAAUAAGGUGUUGCGCAGGGCAAGUAGUGUUGGAGAGCAGCAAAGUGAGCGACAAAGUCCUACAAAAAAAGCUGUCCUUAAAGAGGAAGUACACAAUAAUACAGAGUCUUCGAGUAACGAGAUCUCCGGAUCUUCCUCAACUGAACAGCUAACGAUUGAUGAUAUUGAGGUUGUUUACGACAACAUUAGCUACGAAGAACUGCAGGCCAUGGGACUGAUUCGGAAGGAUCCGGAAGUGAAACCAGCUGUACCUCCACAAAUCUUAGUUUCUCCAGUUGAAAUUGAGAGCUCAUCUGAAAGCAGCAGGUCCUCAGGCCAAGAGGGAGCACCAUUUGAACCUGCCAAUAUGCAGACACCAGAGGAUGAGGAAAAUGUCUAUGAUACCAUCGUAUUCCGUGAACUGCCACCUUCUUUCGCAGAGACAGGAAGAGCAAAUGAACAUGCAGCCAAUCAGGAUAAUGAGGAAUCACCCAAGGCAGACUUUACACUUAGCCAGAACUUAGAAACUGUUGUUUUUGAAGAAAGACCAAAUUUAGAAUCCAGCAAAGUAGCAAAACGACCCCUUCCUAAGAUUCCAACUGUUUCAAUUACUGAUAUGGACAUACCGUUAAAUUUGGAUAAACCUUCUGAGCAGUCAGUGUCUGAUCAUAUGUCAGAGCAAGUUGAUGAGAUCUGGAACGAUCUUGAAAACUACAUCAGAAAUAAUGAGAAGAAAGCAGAUAAGCUCCCAGCUGCAUUCCCUGUCAAUAGACCAGAGUCACCACACAAGAAGUGUGAUUCACCAAGUAAAAUAGAAAGUUCUUCAGAUAAAUUACACAACACUCCAACAAAGGCAGUCAAAUCUCAGCUAAAAUCACAAGACUCCCAAGACAAAACACAAAAUCUGCCACGAAAAUCUCAUCCAUCUCCCAACAGAAAAUGUAAUCCUGCACGGAAAACUAGUGAUGCUCAUGUCAGAACAGAUGGUGUUAAGAAGGUAAAGAAAAGCACAUCAUCACCCAGUUCUCCAGCCUUCCACCCCAUUCCAACAUUUAAAUUCCCUGUGCUCAGUGUUCCCAAACUUGUGCGAGAACCUACAUUUGAGAUAGAUGAGCCUGAGUCCCCUCCAUCUACGCCUCCUGCUACACCUUCUGUUCCACAGGCUUCUAGCCCUGCUCCUCAGACCUCCAGGCCUGCUCCCCAAGUCUCCAGCUGUGCUCCUCAGAUCUCCAGCCCUGCUCCCCAAGUCUCCAAUCUUGCUCGUCAGACCUCCAGCGAUCCUCCCCAAGUCUCCAGCCCUGCUCCUCAGGUCUCUAGCCCUGCUCCUCAGACCUUCUGCCCCAUAACCCACAUCUCCAGCCCUGCUUCCCAAGUCUCCAGCCCUGCUCCCCAAGUUUCUAGCCCUGCUCCCCACAUCUCCAACCCUGCUCCCCAAGUUCAAGUCUUCAGCCAAAUAUCAAGCCCAGUUUCCCAAGUCCAGGUCUCCAGCCCUAUCAGCCAAAUAUCAAGCCCAGUUUCCCAAGUCCAGGUCUCCAGCCCUAUCAGCCAAAUAUCAAGCCCAGUUUCCCAAGUCCAGGUCUCCAGCCCUAUCAGCCAAAUAUCAAGCCCAGUUUCCCAAGUCCAGGUCUCCAACCCUAUCAGCCAAAUUUUAAGCCCAGUUUCCCAAGUCCAGGUCUCCAGCUCUAUUCCAGAAAUCCAAAUCUCCAGCCCUGAACCCCCACCUGGCACAGUAAAGAGUAUCCGGAACAAAUUAGCCAGGCUUAGUAGUGGAAGCUUUCGGAUAGACGAUGAGGAUAUACCAACAUCAAAAGAACCUGAGCUACAAACAUUAUUCUGUGGUCUAGACCCCUCAUUUCUUCCUCUGGCAUCCUCUGGACUUCUCAUAGGUGGAGAUGCUGGAGAUCAGCUGCUGGAUUUAGGGGAAAAAGGUCGAAACAGGGUUUUCCUUAUGGCUAGACAAUACAGUCAGAAGAUCAAGAAGGCUAACCAACUGUUGAAGAUGAAGAGCAUGGACCAUGAGCCCAGCUGCACAAGACUCAGGACAAACAAGGCAAAAGAUUUAGCUGCGAUUUUGGAAGAAAAGAAGCAAGGAGGAGCAGCUAUAGGAGCACGGAUAGCUGAAUAUUCCCACUUAUACGAGCAGGUGAUGUUCAAGGAGCCUCCUACUACUACUCCAGUGCUCAAAUCUUCAGUCAGUGUUUCAGGACCUCACCCAUUUUCCUCACGCUCUGGCUUGGCUUCCUCUCCAUCCCUGCCUGAGAGCGCCUUCCCAGAGACGGACUGGUUGAACUGCACCUACAGCAAUGGUGAACUUGCUGGCUUUGUGUCUUGGCCUGCUGAAGUCGGAGGGGGUUCGUCCCCUCAACCACAAAUGACCCCUGCAAUGUCUGUCCCUGCACUGAAGAACCUUCCGCCACCUCCAAGCGCUCCAGCCAAUCAGCGCUGGAGUACCUGUGUGUCUCCAGCCAGCAAAGAUGAUUCUGAGCACAUCUACAGCACCCUGGGGGAGCGCAGUGUUAAAGCUCCACCCUACAGCCGCUGUCAGUCCUCGUCCUCAUUGGCUGAGCAUCAGGAGAAAGAAAACAGUGGGAAUAUGGGUAAUUUGGGACACACCACCAGUCAUUCAGGGGGGACUGUGAUGUCAGGAUGUGGUCUCGGUCCUCGACAGCACAGUCUUCCUGAGUGUCCUACCCAAGUGACCUCUGACCUUUCCCUGUCAUGUGACCUCACACUUAGGGACUCUCAAAAAGUACUAGUGUUAAACAGACAUUCAAAUCAGAACGCGAUCAGUGCCACGCAGAACUACCUGGCCAACUUCAAAGACGACGACGACGACGACGACUAUGUCGAAAUCCGCUCCGAGGACGAGAGUGAUCGCAUGGAAAAGGGCUACACCUCAAGCCCAGAUCCAGCUCUGCACGGCUACACCCGGAGUGACCCAGAUGAGGGUCAGCAAGCACUCAAUCAGCCCAAAAUUGUCCAGUCGCUGCGGGAGAAGUUCCAGUGUCUCGGUUCCAGCAGCUUUGCAUAAUCGACUGGACAACGCGACUACCGACGUGCACCGAGUGCUGAAAUAAAAGCAAAUGAGCAGAUGGAAAAAAUUUUACACAAUGCAAAGCACGUUUACGGAUUACACGAUUACGGUGAUAAAAUGAUGACCAUGCAGUUAAACAGGUUUCACAUCACAGCUUCAGUGGAUCUCAAUCCUACACUUUAUGCACUACAUCACAAAUCACCUUUCAUUUCUAUAAUCACUCGUAAUGCACUAAACAACGUUUGCCAUAGAAAUAGUUUCUGAUCAAAAUUUUACUAUUUAAAUUCUUUUUUAACACGGUAUUGAUUUUGAAUUGAACUCCCACGAUUGGGCUGAAGACCAUCUCUCAGGCUGAAGGUCUGUCAGGCUGAAGGUCUCUCAGGCUGAAGGUCUAACAGUGGAUUUUUUUUUGUGUUAGUUUUUAAUCAGAUUUCCUUUUCGGGGCGUUAGGUCUCCAUUCCCACUUUCACUUAUUCACUUAUUUGUCCACUCUUUAGGUGCUUCCAUUUGUUCAGUGUCGCCUUUCCAGCCUCACCUUUCCCAGCCUCACCUUUCCCAACCUAUCCUUUCCCAGCCUCACCUUUCCCAGCCUCACCUUUCCAGCCUCACCUUUCCCAGCCUCACCUUUCCCAGCCUCUCCUUUCCCAGCCUCACCUUUCCCAGCCUCUCCUUUCCCAGCCUCACCCUUCCCAGCCUCUCCUUUCCCAGCCUCACCCUUC